Messenger RNA from Passer domesticus (house sparrow), 1697 nucleotides. RefSeq names its product proline-rich proteoglycan 2-like. The coding region runs from base 809 to 1552 and encodes 247 amino acids. Gene Ontology annotation, cellular component: cytoplasm. The transcript has 7 exons. NCBI's taxonomy places the organism in Eukaryota, Metazoa, Chordata, Aves, Passeriformes, Passeridae. The record is from RefSeq and is a predicted model, not a curated record.
CUUGGAAUUUGGGGGAAAUCUGGAAAUUUGGUAUUUGGGGGGAAAUCUGGAAAUUUUGGGGGAAAUUUGUGGGAAAAUUAGGAUUUUGGGGGGGAAAAUUUGGGAAUGGGGGGAAAAUCGAGGACUUUUGGGGGUGGGAUUGGAGGGAAAAUUGGGAAUUCUGGGGGGAAAAUUGGGAUUUUGGAUGAAAAUCUGGGAUUUUGAAGGGAAUUUUGGGGGGAAAUCUGGGAUUUUUGGGGGAAAAUUGGGAUUAUGGAGGGAGAUUUUUGGGAAAAUGUGGGAUUUUGAAGGGGAAAAUUGGGAUUUUGAAGGGAAUUUUGGAGGGAAAAUUGGGAUUUUGAAGGGAAUUCUGGGGGGAUUUUGGGGGGAUUUGGGAUUUUGAAGGGAAUUCUGGGGUUUUUGGUGGAAAUGUGGGAAUUUGGGGGGGAUUUUCCCGGAAUUUUGGAUUUUCCCAGCCCUGGGUGAUGGAAUUCAGCCUCGGGCGCCCCGAGCCAGGGGCGCAGCCUCCGCAGCGGCCCCGGCUCCCCCGGGGGCAGGAGAGUGGGGCCCAGCCUGGAGCGCUCCCUGAAGGAUCUGCAGCGCUGCUCCGUGGCCCUGGCGCGCUUCAGGGCCCUGCUCAGGGACGAGGUGGAGAGCUCCCUCAGGAGGGUCCGGGGGGCAUUUGGGGAGAUCCAGAGCUGCCUCAUGGACCGGGAGGUGGCUCUGCUGGCCGAGAUGGACAAAGUCAAGGCAGAAGCAAUGGAGCUGCUGUCCCUGCGGCAGCGGCGCGCCGAGGCGCUGCGCGCUCUGACCCGAGGCGGCCCCGGGGAUGUCGGAGGAGCAGCUGCAGGAGCUGAGAGCCGACAUCAAGCACUUUGUGAGCGAGCGCAAGUUCGAUGAGGAGCUGGGCCGGGCCGGGCGCUUCGGCUGCGACCUGGAGGCGCUGCGGCGGCAGCAUCGGCGCCUUCGGCCAGGUUUCCCACCCCAGGCCGAGCUAUUCCAGCCGCUCCCGCUGCAGCUCCGGGCCCGGGGCAACGGCAACGGGAACGGGAACGGGAUCAACAACGGGAUCAACAGUGGGAUCAGGAACGGGAUCAACAGUGGGAUCAGGAACGGGAUCGGCCCCGGGAUCGGCCCCGGGAUCGGCCCCCGGCGUUCCCGGCGGGAUCGGCCCCCGGAUCCCCCCUGGCACCCCCGGAAUUCCCCCCGGGAUCGGCCCCGGACCCCCCCGAGGGCAGCGCGGGCCCCAACGGAGCCACCCCCGAGCCCACAGCCCCCCCAGCGGAGCCGGAAGCCCCCGGGAGCAGCCGGACCCCGCCCCUCCCCCCAGCGCCCCCCGGGGACCCCCCAAAAACCCCGAGAGCCCCAAAAACCCCCAAACCCCCCCAAAACCCCCAAAAACCCCAAACCCCCCGAGACCCCCAGACCCCCCGGGGACCCCAAAAACCCCAAAUCCCCCCCAAACCCCAAAUCCCCCCCAAACCCCAAAUCCCCCCCAAACCCCAAAUCCCCCGGAGCCGCCCGGAGCCGCCCCGGCCCCCGCAGGAGCCGCCCCGAGGGGGCCAAUUCCUGAGACCCCCCCCAAAAUUUGGGGUCGGGAUUUGGGGUCCCAUCCCGGGGAACGUUUACAGCUCCCACUUGGUGCCAUUUCCCCCCUUUUUUCCCCCAAUUUUUCCCAUUUUUUUCCCCUUUUUUUCCCAAUUUUUCCUCUUUUUUUC